CACAGCUCCUUUCUGAUGUUGGGAUUCUAUCUCAGCUGCUGUGUGAUCCUGCUCACCAUCCUGUUCUUGUGUACCAUCUACACCUGUUUAAGGCCCUUCCCCACCCCCUUACAGCAGCUCUCCAGGAAGAUAGUCCAGUCGAGAAUAAACAGCACCGUCGUGGGAGUGUUCACCAUCGUCCUCAUCUUCCUGUCGGCCUUCAUCAACAUGUUUUCCUGUGACAGUGAGGACCUGAGGGAGUGUCUGUCCCGUCAGUACAAUAUUACCCCGAGUAUGGUCAACGCAUGUUUCAUCAGGUCCCUGAAUUAUACCCUGGGCCAGGAACUCAGUCCCUGUGGAGGGAACACACCCUACUGCAGCUACCCAGAGUAUUUCACCUACAGUGUUGUGCUGACAUUACUGGCCUGUGCAGUGUUCCUCCAGAUUAGUAGCUCUGGAAAACUCGCCCUGAUGUUAGUGAUUGAGGUCAUUUACAUUCUCCUCAUUGAGUGGCCACAGGUCAAUCUCUUCGAUAACUUUGACCUCCUGGUCACUGCCAAUACACUAAUGAGCACCAUGAAUGACACAGUCCCUUGUGUGGAGGGGAGCAGCCGAGUCCCGCUCAAAUACAUGACCCCGGUGGUUCUGAUGGUGUUCGUCAUCGCCCUGUACCUCCACGCCCAGCAGGUGGAAUCCACAGCCCGUCUCGACUUCCUCUGGAAGCUCCAGGCCACGGAGGAGAAGGAGGAGAUGGAGGAGCUCCAGGCGUAUAACCGACGCCUGCUCCACAACAUCCUGCCGAAAGACGUGGCGGCUCACUUCCUUGCCUGUGAACGCCGGAACGAUGAGCUGUAUUACCAGUCGUGUGAGUGCGUCGCCGUCAUGUUCGCUUCCAUCAGCAACUUCUCCGAGUUUUACGUGGAGCUGGAGGCAAACAACGAGGGGGUGGAGUGUCUCCGGCUCCUCAACGAGAUCAUCGCUGACUUCGACGAGAUUAUCAGUGAGGAACCGUUCCACCAGUUGGAGAAGAUUAAAACUAUUGGCAGCACCUACAUGGCAGCAUCUGGGCUCAACGAUUCCACCUACGACAGGCUGGGCAAGUCCCACAUCAUGGCCCUGGCAGACUACGCCACGCGGCUGAUGGAGCAGAUGAAGUAUAUUAACGAACACUCCUUCAACAACUUCCAGAUGAAAAUUGGACUGAACAUUGGGCCGGUGGUGGCGGGGGUGAUCGGAGCCCGGAAACCCCAGUACGACAUCUGGGGGAACACCGUCAACGUGGCCAGUCGCAUGGACAGCACCGGGAUCCCGGACAAGAUCCAGGUGACGGGGGACAUGGAGCAGGUCCUCACUGCUAAAGGGUAUCUCCUGGAGUGCCGCGGUCUGGUGAAGGUCAAAGGGAAGGGCGAGAUGAUGACCUACUUCCUGAUGCAGGGCCCGGCCAACAGCUAGGAGCUGCCGACCAGGAGCGUUGCUGGGGUGGGGCGGGGGGCAAGGGGGAGAGCAAGACGGAGCGGGACAGUCCGCGCUGGUGAACGCUUACACACCCUCCCUCCGUCCUCCCCCCUCCCCCUUCCCAUUCGACAGAGGUUCCAGAGAGAAUUAGAACCCCGCUACCUCUGUGCAGAUGGGAUUUCGCCAACGGAGAAUAUAACCCCCUCUCCCCAGGAAUGCGGCCCCCCCCACCGCCUCCCCCCACCCUGAGGUGGGCUGCGAACAGACAGUGGACUCUCCUGAAGAAGAUACCUCGUGGCCCUCAUUCCCCCACCCUGUGGGCCGGACAAACUCGCAGCGGGACACCGGUCCCUGAAGACGGAUUUGUCUCCUUGUUUGUGGUGUCACCCCCCCACCCCACUGCUUUCCAUGUUGGGGGGGAUGAACUGACCAAUGAUGGGUCAGUGGCGAUGACCGGGGCAGGGGUGUGUGUGUGGGAGGGAGGUCCGUGUGUGUUUCGGGGCGUUGGUCAGGGGAGGUGGGAAGAGGUCAACUCCCGCCUCACUCUCCCGGAGGGUGUGAACGGAGGGGCGAGGCUGGUGCUGAGGGUGUACAGUGGAUGGGGGAGGCGCAGUGUUGGAGCUGGGACACACUCACUCUGCCUGGUUAUUCUCUCUCUCUCUGUCUCUCUACAUCCGUCUGUUCCCUAAGUCUCUCAUGUUCUGUCAAGCUGUCUCCCAUCUGCUUUGUUCCCUAUGUGCUCUCUCGUCACUCUCUCUCUCUCUCACACACACACACACACACAACACUCUCUGACAGUCUUUAGCUCUCUCACUCACUCUCACAUUCUCUCAAGCACACUCACUGUCUCUCUCUCACACACACACACUUUCUCAUACACACACAAUCUCUCUCUCACACACACACACACACACACUGUCUCUCACACACUGACUCGCUGUCUCUCUCACACACUCACUCGCCGUCUCUCUCACACUCACUCGCCGUCUCUCUCACACUCACUCGCCGUCUCUCACACACACUCACUCGCUGUCUCUCUCACACUCACUCGCUGUCUCUCUCACACUCACUCGCUGUCUCUCUCACACUCACUCGCUGUCUCUCUCACAUUCACUCGCCGUCUCUCUCACACUCACUCGCCGUCUCUCUCACACUCACUCGCCGUCUCUCUCACACACACUCGCCGUCUCUCUCACACACACACACUCGCUGUCUCUCUCACACUCACUCGCUGUCUCUCUCACACUCACUCGCUGUCUCUCUCACAUUCACUCGCCGUCUCUCUCACACUCACUCGCCGUCUCUCUCACACUCACUCGCCGUCUCUCUCACACACACUCGCCGUCUCUCUCACACACACACACUCGCUGUCUCUCUCACACUCACUCGCUGUCUCUCUCACACUCACUCGCCGUCUCUCUCACACUCACUCGCCGUCUCUCUCACACACACUCGCCGUCUCUCUCACACACACACACUCGCUGUCUCUCUCACACUCACUCGCUGUCUCUCACACACUCACUCACUCCCUGUCCUUGUCCAUUGUACACAAGUCACAUUGGCACACAGGUGUAGCAGGUCAUUAAAAAGUUACUGAUGUUUUGGCCUUUCGUGGUGAUAGUGUGGGGCGGGGAUGGGAAUUUAACAAUAGGAUAGAUCAGUUCCAGCUGCCUGGAGUAUUGGCAGUGCCGCUGGUGUGGGGGGGGAGGGACUGAGUCCGGGUUUCUCAAGGGCUGUGUUUUUGGCAUUGGAAUAGUUUCAAAUCCGAUCCGCUUGCCUGAUCCUGGGAAUGAAAGCAUGUGCUCGUCAGGAACAGCUCAGCAGAUGGUUUCUUGGAGUGCAGAAGAGUGAGACGGGGAGGAAGAGGCGUAGGCUAUUCAGCCCAUCGAGUCCAUCAGUGAGAUCUGAUUGUGCUCACUGUCUUCCCCCCUUCCCCUCCAUCCUAGCCCCCUCCGUUACUGAUUAAAGCCCUCAGACACAGCCCCCUGUAGGAAAGCAUCCCAUAGAUUCACCCCCUCCCCCUGUGAAUCGCGUACGUCUCGAUAAGGAUCAACCCCUUGUCCUUUUAAAUUCCCGAUGAGUUCAGACCCCUGACCUACCCAACUCCCCUCGUCAGACAGUUCCUCUGUCCCCGGGACCAGCUGAGGGGACCCUCUCUGGGCUGACUCUGCUUGGAUACAGAGCCCCUGCUGUUCCUGGUCUCCCAGUGUCCGUGGAGAGAGAAGCAGGGUUAACGUUUCCAGCCCAGUGACUUUGUGUUGAACUUGCUCUGGCCUCCCUCCAGUAUCAGUCUCUCUGGUAUUAGAUAUGGCACCUGAAGCUGUUCCGAAUGUUCUGGCCGAGUGGAACCGAGGUCACGGGGAUCAGCCACAGUCCUGGGCAACCGCGGAACAGCUGCUCUUUCUCCUGCAUGCUUUCACAUUCUCACACUCACACACACACGGUCACCCUCAUACAAUCACACACACACACACAUACAUUCUCACCCUCAUACAAUCACACACACACACUCACACACACGGUCACCCUCAUACAAUCACACACACACAUACAUUCUCUCAAACACUCAUACACACACACUCUCUCACACACAUACAUACACGCACUCAUUCAUACUCACAAUCAUACACACUCUCACUUUCACUCCCUCAGUUAAGAUACACACACUCUCAAAUACAGUCUCAACACACAGCGUCUCUCUCUCUCUCACACACACAGUCUUUCUCAUACACACACCAUGUCUCUCUCUCUCUCUCAUACACACAGUGUCUGUCUCUCUCAUACACACACAGUCUCUCUCUCUCUCAUACACACACACUGUCUCUCUCAUACACACAUACACACACACAGUCUCUCUCUCUCUCAUACACACACACUGUCUCUCUCUCUCUCUCAUACACACACACUGUCUCUCUCAUACACACAUACACACACACACAGUCUCUCUCUCUCUCUCUCAUACACACACACUGUCUCUCUCAUACACACACACAGUCUCUCUCUCUCUCAUACACACACACUGUCUCUCUCAUACACACAUACACACACACAGUCUCUCUCUCUCUCAUACACACACACAGUCUCUCUCUCUCUCAUACACACACACUGUCUCUCUCAUACACACAUACACACACACAGUCUCUCUCUCUCUCUCUCAUACACACACACUGUCUCUCUCAUACACACAUACACACACACAGUCUCUCUCUCUCAUGCACACAUACACACACUGUCUCUCUCAUACACACACACACUCUCUCUCUCUCUCUCAUACACACACUGUCUCUCUCAUACACACAUACACACACACACAGUCUCUCUCUCUCUCUCUCUCAUACACACACACAUUCUCUCUCUCUCUCUCAUACACACACACUGUCUCUCUCAUACACACAUACACACACACAGUCUCUCUCUCUCUCAUACACACACACUGUCUCUCUCAUACACACAUACACACACAGUCUCUCUCUCUCUCAUACACACACACUGUCUCUCUCAUACACACAUACACACACACAGUCUCUCUCUCUCU
This is a messenger RNA of Hemiscyllium ocellatum (epaulette shark), 4969 nucleotides long. Its product is annotated as adenylate cyclase type 5-like. Gene Ontology annotation, biological process: adenylate cyclase-activating G protein-coupled receptor signaling pathway; intracellular signal transduction; cAMP biosynthetic process. The transcript is spliced from 10 exons. Lineage: Eukaryota; Metazoa; Chordata; Chondrichthyes; Orectolobiformes; Hemiscylliidae. The record is from RefSeq and is a predicted model, not a curated record. The annotation marks the transcript as partial. Gene Ontology annotation, molecular function: adenylate cyclase activity.